Argiope bruennichi is the source of this 2882-nucleotide messenger RNA. RefSeq names its product RNA demethylase ALKBH5-like. Gene Ontology annotation, biological process: mRNA export from nucleus; mRNA processing. The record is from RefSeq and is a predicted model, not a curated record. The transcript has 4 exons. Bases 16 to 1062 code for a protein of 348 amino acids. Lineage: Eukaryota; Metazoa; Arthropoda; Arachnida; Araneae; Araneidae. Gene Ontology annotation, molecular function: oxidative RNA demethylase activity. Gene Ontology annotation, cellular component: nucleus.
AUUGUACCUGUAAACAUGGCUGCAGAAUUCGGAGACUUACGUCGGAAAUUGCAAUUAACUCACGAUACAAAUAAUAGCAAUGCACAAAAUGCUAUUAAAGAAAGGCAAACAGAAAGGAGGAGUUAUUACGAUAGAGAAACAGACUCCUAUUUGGAUACAUUAAGAAAAUUACAUGAAGGUAUUCAGCAAAGACGGCUAUUUUCAGAUGACGAAAGUAAAGAAAUUGAGAACAAAAUUGACGAAGUGGUAGCUAUUGGUGAAAAGGGCCUUUAUAAGAAGUACACUGUCGACAGAGCACCUUUGCGAAACAAGUAUUUUUUUGGAGAAGGUUAUACUUAUGGUUCUCAGUUAUUGAAAAAAGGUCCUGGCAUGGAAAAGUUGUAUCCAAAAGGUGAAGUGGAUGAAAUUCCGGAAUGGGUGCAUGACUUGGUGAUAAAACCAUUGGUGAAGGCUAAAAUUGUUUCUGAAGGUUUCAUCAACAGCGUAGCCAUUAAUGAUUAUCAACCUGGUGGGUGCAUUGUAUCUCACAUAGAUCCUGCUCACAUAUUUGAUCGUCCCAUCAUUUCUGUGUCUUUCAUGAGCAACAGUGCCCUUAGCUUUGGUUGCAAGUUUAGCUUCAAGCCAAUUCGUGUCACAGAUCCUAUUUUAUGUUUGCCUGUCUGUAGAGGAUGUGUUACUAUUCUUAGUGGUUAUGCAGCUGAUAACAUAACUCAUUGCAUCCGACCACAAGAUGUCAAAAAGAGACGAGCUGUUAUUAUUCUUCGAAGAGUACUACCAGAUGCUCCUCGUUUAAGCACAGCAGAGUUGGCUUUGAUAUCCCAACCAAAAGUCAUGAGCAUCAAUUCUGAUAUCUUUGAGGAUAUGUUUGAAAGGAAGAGGAGACGGAAAAGCAACAUUGACUACAACCAAUUCCGUAGUAAUUUUGGUGCACAGAAACGUAAGCUGCAAAGUUCAGUGUCUUGGGCAAAUAACUCUGUCAGAAACCAGGAAGAAGAGGAUGAACCAAGAAACAAAUCAUUACGUAAAGAAGAAAAGCAUGCUUCUUCUGGAAACAACCCUUAAAAUCUCAUCUAUGAAUUGCCAUUCUUAAACCACUGAAUUGAAUAUAACUUAUACAAAUAGAGAAAGAAGAGCUAUAUUUUUAAAAAUCUGCUGCUCUUACACCUGUACAUAUACUUGUGCAUAUUUGUAGAUUGUACCAUAAUGACAUUAAACUUCAAAAUGGCUAGGAAGUUUGUACAUAGAAAGGUUAAAUAGUCCUCGAUCAAAAAGUGGCCAUGGUUUUCAAUAAUUUUGAACCCAGUUUUUCUAUAACUAGCAUGUAUAUGAAUGUAAAUAAACAUUAUAUUUCUAUUUUCGGUCACUUUGUAAGUGAGCAUGCAUGCUGUGGCAAUACCUUUUGAUUUCUAUGAAAAAUUAAGGUAUUUGCUUUCUCUCUUUUCUGAAGUAAUAUUUUAAACUACUUCAGGGACUGUGUUCAAAAUGUUGAGGUCAAGUUGAAUUUUUUGGAUGUUAAUGAAUUUCUUGUUGGCAGUUGCGCUUUCAAGAUUUUAAUCGUUUUUCCCAUUGUUGAGUAGUUUUUCCCUGUUGGAUUUAUUAAACCUGUGAUCUUUACCCUUAGUUACUUUGUUUUAACUGGACUCGUGAAAAGUUUCUUUCAGAGAAAAAGUGUAUUUUUACAUUGCGGACGUGAUUUGGAAGAAUCGUGGUGCAAUAUAUGUAAAAUCAAAUUUCAUCCUGAUUAUUAACUACUUAUUCCUGCAAGCCAUUACUAUUUUUAUCUUACUACAAUUCAAAUGCAAAAGCUGUGCAGAGUUCCAAUUUCUAGUCUUGCUAUGUUAACUGUAUUGAUAUGUGUUGAUGUGUGCUAUACAAAUGCAUUAUGUGCAUUGUAGUUUUAUUUUGCUCAAUAUAUACUCAACAAAAAUUUAAAAUUUGGGUCGUUUUUGGUUUCAAUAAUGCCAAUUUAUGAUUUUGUUGCGUUUAAAAAUAUUAUUUCAUACUGGAUAACCCACUAGUAAUCAAGUGAUUUAUGUUUAUGUGUAAUCCAAAUGAAUAGUAAUUAAUAAUAUACAAUAAUGCUACACAUGAUUAAUUACAGUCAAAUUAAAUUAUCAUAUUGAGAUUAUUUAUAUUGUUUGAAUUUGGAUUAUUUAUUGUUUUGGUAUUUAAUCGUAAAAUUUUCCCUAGCAUGUUUUUUUUUUUUUUUUUUUUUUUGUUUAUUUUCCUCUUUAAUUAUAAAUUCUUUCCUUUCUUCAAUUUAGGAAUUAAUCAUUUCAGUACUAAUGGGUUAUCUGAAAUUUAUUUUAAAUGUAUUGUGUACAAAGUAGUUUGUGUAGUUGUAAAUGUUUUUAUGUUCAGUGUUUUAUUUGUGUAGGUAUCAGUCGAAAAUAUUGUGGUAAAUGAGUUGCAAAAAGAGUUCUUAAAAAAUGACUUCAGUGCAGUACUGUAAUGGCAAAUAAUGAGUACUUGCACAACUUAAUGAGUUUUAUGAAUAGUUUCCUCCUUUUUUUGUAUAGUUUCUAUUUUCUGAGAUUUUUUUAGAAUUAAAUGUAGGUGCUUUUUUUUUAUUUAUUUUUAAUAUAAAUGGUAGCUUUUUGGUGAUUUUCCUCCCUACACUUAUGAUUUAUGCUUUGUUUAUUGAUUUAAAUUUUCCUAUGUAUUUAUUUCUUGGAUUGUUAUUAGUAAAUUUUUUCUAUUCUUUUAGAGAUGAUUCUGUAACUGAAGAUUUUCUUAAAGUGAAAAUUAGAUAAUGUGCUUUAAAAUACAACUUUUGUGAUAUUCUUUUUUUUUUUUUUUUAUGAUAGUCAUUUUGUGUCAAAAAUUAAAAUGCAAUGUUUUGAAACUUUAAAAAUUUUUUAGUGAAUGUAAUUAAAUUUAUU